UCCAGCUCCAGCUCUUAUUGAUUCGCUCGCUGCGGAGCUGACUCUCACUCUCCCUUUCUGGGUUACUGUAGUUCUGUGUCGAGCUUCUUCUCCGUUUUUUUUUUUAAACACCGCCCCCCCUCCUCCUCCACACCGGACUCGCGUUUUUCCACCGGUCUUUGGAGUAUCACCAAACCGCGGCCACGAUGACAGAGGCGGAGGCGUUGGAGAAGAAGCAGCACAAGCACAGCAACGGGAAUGCUCUACCGGAGGCCACCAGAGAAGACGUGUUUGAUCACACAUACAAAGAGAAAGAGGGCCCCAAACCUGCCACGAUCAUCGUAUGGAAAAAUGUCUUAUUGAUGACUCUAUUGCAUUUAGCUGCCCUGUACGCCAUGUUCCUCGUCCCCUCCGCAUCUAUUUUGACCUUGCUUUGGUCCACACUUUGUUUUUUGAUAAGUGCUUUAGGAAUUACUGCAGGAGCUCAUCGCCUGUGGAGUCACAGAUCCUACAAGGCCUCAGUACCUCUCAGGAUCUUUCUUGGCUUUGCUAACUCCAUGGCAUUUCAGAAUGAUAUCUUUGAAUGGGCUCGAGACCACAGGGUCCACCACAAAUAUUCAGAGACAGAUGCUGACCCCCACAACGCCGUGCGGGGCUUCUUUUUCGCUCACAUCGGGUGGCUGCUGGUGCGCAAACACCCUGACGUCAUUGAGAAAGGGCGCAAGCUUGAGCUCAAUGACCUGCUGGCUGACAAAGUUGUAAUGUUUCAGAGGAAGUAUUACAAGCCGUCUGUGCUGCUCAUGUGCUUCUUCGUCCCCAUGUUCGUGCCUUGGUACAUGUGGGGAGAGUCUCUGUGGGUGGCGUACUUCAUCCCGGCAGUGCUGAGGUACACCAUGGUCCUGAACGCCACCUGGCUGGUCAACAGCGCGGCUCACAUGUGGGGAAACAGGCCCUAUGACAAGAACAUCAACCCCAGGGAGAACAAGUUUGUCGCGUUCAGCGCUAUAGGCGAGGGAUUUCACAAUUAUCACCACUCUUUCCCCUAUGACUAUGCCACCAGCGAGUUUGGCUGCAAGUUGAACCUUACCACUUGUUUCAUCGACUUCAUGUGCUUCUUGGGCCUGGCGAAGGACCGCAAGCGAGUGUCCAGCGAGCUGAUCACGGCCCGAAUACAGCGCACCGGAGACGGGAGCCACCGGAGUGGCUAAGAUUGUUGAAUUGUGGUCAGCUUCAAGGCAGGAAAACCGAAAGGAAGAAGCUUCACAGUUCUUUGACAGCUAUACAUUUCUCAUCCUCUGAGGAUAAAAGUCAGCUUAAUGAGGGCCUUGACCACAUUUUGCUUGUUUUUUGUGGUUUUUGUAGCUGUAACUUAACAAAAUUGUUCAAGAUGGAUAACAAACACAUUUAGCUAAGGUCUUGGCCUCGAUUUAUAUUGUUCAUUCAGGCCAAGAUCUUGCAAAGAUGUUUUAGAUUUGAAGUAGAUGCAUUUUAAAAGUCAACUUCAUUCUCCGCUGUUUUGCCACUUUGGUGUGCAUUCUUCAUGCAAAGUCAUGUAGCCGAUCAUUUUUAUGUAAGUAUUACUCAAUUAUUAAUCAAAAUAGACAAGAAGUGGAGCACUGAAAUACAGAGUAACAUUUCAACGGUUAAGGUGACUGUUAUUGCAGUUUACAGGAGGUUUUUACAUUUCUGAUAUAAAUUCACAUUUUGAGCGCUCUUAAAGAUCUGGGGGGGAAAAAAGGGAUGAGAGUUUUUGUUUGUUUUGUUAAAGAGUUGCUGGCUUUAAUGAAAUAUGGCACAUGACGGAAGAGUGAGGGAACCCAGACCAUCUUAUAACCCGACUAUACUGACAACCGGUAAUGCCAAAACUGUAUGGAAGCUGAGUCAUGCAGUGUGUAGUGCAGUGUGUAACUUGGUUUUCUUCUAACCAAACCAAAUGUGUAGAACAUGUCAAACAUGACAAUAUAAGGGACACAUUUAUCAUUAAACUAAAACUGCCGUUCAAUAUUAACAGUCAAUUAUAAAUGUCAUUUGAACUUAGAGCCAUGUUUAAUUGACUUUUUUUGUGUUUUUAAUGAAUAUAUUAUAGUGCCAAGAGCGUGCCAACAGUCGACAUAUUUAUAACCAUCUCAGUGGUCCACUAGAGCACACUAAGUCGAUAUUGCUUCUUCACUCAGCAUCAUUUGUGGAAGUUUUUUAACAUUGUGGCAUCAGUGGCUUCGCUUCCUCUUGAGACUUUUAUCCAACCUGUCCUUUUUGUCCUGAAACAUCUGCAGCAGAGAUCUCAUUGGUUGCUGUAGCAGCCAGUCACGUGACAGUUCUGGUGUUACAAAACAACAUGCCACCCAUGCAUGAUGAUAUACUGUAGUAGGUGUUGUGGUGAGGUGUUUCGUCGGUGACUCUUAAUGGCAGAGCUGUGUCUAUUUUUGUAAUGUACUGUGCAGCUGCAUCGCUUUUGGAUCAUCAGAACUGUUGCCAUGGUGAUUUCUGAGACGCGGUCUGGUUUCCCUUCGAUGUCCUACAAAAGCUGAUUGUCAUUGCAAAAGAUUUCGAUGUUUAUGUCAAUCUUAAAAUUCUGGUGUGAGGAAUGCUUAUAUUAUCUUAUUUAUGUAUUUAUUUUAUUCUUUUCCUUAUUGACAAAAAAAAAAAAAAGAUUGCUCUAACCUGAACCGGUUUUUUUGCAUUCCAAGAUUUGGCAGACAGUCUCGUUAAAAAAAAAGAUUUAUAUCAAAUUGGAGCAACUGUUUGUUUUUUUUUUCCCCCAAGAGUCAGGAUACAACCUAAUGCCUUAUGACUUGCAUCCAUUCCUGGUCUUCUUCACGUCCUGUCUAGUUAAGACAAAAAAGGUUAAACUACCACAAAACAAAUCUGACAGAGGUCCAUGUUUACAGGCUGAAGCAACAGGUGGAUAAUCAUUUUUAUUCUGAAACCAUACGAGCAUUUAAUUUAGGCAAACGGUAGCAUGACAACAUAAAUGUACUGUAAAAUGCAAAUAGACGAUAGAGGUUCAUUUUCAAAUAAUCAGAUACAAACCUUAACGCCUGGUGCAAACGCUCAAUCGUGAAAUUUAACUUGCAAAAAUACGGGCCCCGACGGAUGUGCCAACUUGUUCCAACCCAUCACGGCAUCUCGGUAUGUAUACUUUCAGACAAAGGUGCUGUCAUGAUGAAUCUUGGAGCACGUAACCAAACCUCGACAAUAUAUCACAAGACAUGCAAACAACUCCUGCUGCCCAGAGCGCCAAAAUCUACGUUUUCCUACUGAUGAGAAGGAUUAAAAGGUUGUCACUGAUGGAUGAUAACGUCAAAUCUCAACUGUAUUCUAUUCUGAAAUAAAAUUCACAAUAUUUUCAAUACACGUAA
Morone saxatilis (striped sea-bass) is the source of this 3338-nucleotide messenger RNA. It is a transcript of the gene scd, whose product is annotated as stearoyl-CoA desaturase (delta-9-desaturase). Gene Ontology annotation, biological process: response to fatty acid; unsaturated fatty acid biosynthetic process. The transcript has 6 exons. Gene Ontology annotation, molecular function: stearoyl-CoA 9-desaturase activity; iron ion binding; palmitoyl-CoA 9-desaturase activity. Gene Ontology annotation, cellular component: endoplasmic reticulum membrane. Lineage: Eukaryota; Metazoa; Chordata; Actinopteri; Moronidae. The record is from RefSeq and is a predicted model, not a curated record. Bases 186 to 1187 code for a protein of 333 amino acids.